Zea mays is the source of this 776-nucleotide messenger RNA. RefSeq names its product putative thioredoxin superfamily protein. Gene Ontology annotation, cellular component: cytoplasm. The record is from RefSeq and is marked provisional. NCBI's taxonomy places the organism in Eukaryota, Viridiplantae, Streptophyta, Magnoliopsida, Poales, Poaceae. Gene Ontology annotation, molecular function: protein-disulfide reductase activity.
GCAAGGGGAGCCACUCCGGCGUCGAGAAACCUAGGGCGAGCGCCUCGACGACUCCUAUCACCCCAUGGCGGCCUUCGCUACGGGCAGCACCACAGCGCGCGCGACGCUGGCAUCGCCGACUUCGUGCCAGCCGGCCGCGCGCCGGGCGCCGGCCCGAUGGAUGCCGCUGCGCUGCUCGCCGCCGGCCCUGGGCCUCAGGGGAGGAGCGCGUUCUCGGCGGAGCGCCACGCUACGGGUGGAAGCUAAGAAGCAAACUUUUUCUUCAUUUGAUGAGUUGCUGGAGAAGUCUGAGAAGCCAUUGUUAGUUGACUUCUAUGCAACUUGGUGUGGUCCAUGCCAAUACAUGGUUCCCAUACUUCAAGAAGUGAGUGAGAAGUUAGGCGACAAAAUUCAAGUUGUGAAAAUUGAUACUGAGAAGUACACUAGCAUUGCAAGUCGUUACAGAAUUGAAGCAUUGCCAACUUUUAUCAUAUUCAAGGAUGGGAAACCUUGUUAUCGCUUUGAGGGAGCAUUACCUGUUGACCAGAUGAUCGAACAGAUUGAAAAUGCUUUGGCAGUCACAAAGUAGCACAUAUGGUGAUGAGCAGGGCAGAAUCCCCCCCCCCCCCCCCCAAAAAAAAAAAAGAAACUUGGUGGUACCUCAUAACGUGUGCCUCUACAUAUUGAAAAAUCUUGAUUAUUGUCUACAAGAUCACAACAUCAAGGGCCUAACAUUUGUAAGGAUUUGUUGGAUCUUCUAGAUUCUUAUGGGGAGUUAGAUGUUCUCUUCCGAUGAG